Messenger RNA from Lolium perenne, 4845 nucleotides. RefSeq lists its product as uncharacterized. The record is from RefSeq and is a predicted model, not a curated record. Gene Ontology annotation, molecular function: protein binding. Lineage: Eukaryota; Viridiplantae; Streptophyta; Magnoliopsida; Poales; Poaceae.
UUCGUCUACAUCCAAAUCCGUCGCCUCCACCCGCCAUGCCGCCGCCGCCGGUGCUGCCGGACGUGCUCCUCGAUGAGAUCCUCCUUCGCCUUCCCCCGGAUGACCCCGGGUGCCUCUUCCGCGCCUCCCUCGUCUGCAAACCCUGGCGCAGCCGCCUCACCAGCUCCGCCUUCUCCCUCCUCUACCGCCAGUUCCACGGGACGCCACCCUUGCUCGGCUUCUUCGAGAACGACGAAAUGGUAUUCUUCUGGUUCACUGCAUUGUCCCGCACAUCCCCCUUCCCCUCGGCCCAUCCUAGCCACUGCGAUCUCGUCGUGCUCGACUCCCGCCACGGCCUCGUCCUCCUAAGUAAGCUUGGCUCCAGCGGCGAACCCCUCAGCCUCCUCGUAUGGGAUCCCGUCGGUGGUUGCAAUUGGGAUUUUCCCUAUCCCGAGUUCGCAGAGUGGGCAUCUGUCCUAGAUAGCGCGGCCGUGCUCUGCGCCGCCGACGGCUGCAAUCAUGUCGAUUGCCAUGGCGGCCCAUUCAAGGUGGUGUAUGUAGGCACCAAUGAGGAUGAUGGCAUUGCCCGUGCCUGCGUCUACUCUUCAGAUGUUUGUGCUUGGAGCCCACUCACCUCUUGUGAGCACCCUGAAUUUCCACUUGAAGUCGUUGGCACUGCGCCCAAAGCCCUUGUGGGAAAUGCACUCUACUUCUCAUGUGAACCCUCCACGAUAAUACUACAAUACAAUUUAACCACCCAGGAAUUAGCUACGGUUACCCGGCCACAGAUGUACGAUUGGCUGCAUGAUAAGUAUAUUCUUAUAGCAAUGGAGGAUGGCGUGUUGGGAUGCGCCAGUUUGCAGAAGUCCAGGCUCGACUUAUGGUCAGGGGAGGCUAGUAACGAUGGAUCCCUAACAUGGGCGUUGCGCAGAGUCGUCGAAAUUGAGAGCGAGCUACUCUCUUAUUCGACGACCGUCAUUAACUUCGCGGAUGCAGCUGGUGUAUUUUUUGCAAGCUCUCAGUGUGGUGUCUUCACCAUCGAGCUUAAGUCAGGCAGAGUCAAGAAGGUAUCAGGCAACAGAGACCAUGUCAUUCCGUACACAAGUUUCUACACCCCAGAUAAAACUGGGGGCAUAACGCCACUAUCAACCUUGACUUCCUUGGAGGAGAAUGUUCAGCCGACCCGAGAUGGACAGAAUGAUUUGAUGUUGUGGCACACAAGUGGGGAUGAGAGCGAGGAGGACGAAUGGGAACAAGAGCAAGAUAAUAGUGCACAGGAGUUAUUCAACAAGGGGUCCAUGGCCAUCGAGAAGGGGCAAUUUGUCGAUGCAAAGGACCACUUCUGCAAAGUCCUUGAGACCAGGGUGUUACUUUAUGGGAGACUUUCUCCAAAGUGUCUUAGCACAUAGUUUAAAUAUGGAUGUGCUUUGCUAUACGCUCAACCCCUGAGUGCACCAAAACAAGACUUGUUGAAGGAUAUAACCAACAAACAUGAUACUAAAAAAGAUUUGGAUCUGGCUUGGAAAAUGUUGCUUAUUGCGAAGGCUAUACUUGUGAAUACUCCUUGCUGCCCUCUGGAGAAACUUGAAAUUUUUUCUACUCUUGCUGAAGUCUCUAUGGAAAGAGAAGACAUUGACUACUCACUCAGUGUGUGGUUUAAAGCUUUAGCUAUCUUGGAGCAUUUGGUUGAGCCUGAUGAUAUUCAAAUCAUCUUAUUAAACCUCCGCAUAUUUUGGGCUUUUGAGUCAUCAUCCAAGAUUAAAGAUGCGAUCCCAUACUGUGAAAAGGCUACUGCAUUGUGCAAGUCGCGUAUACAGAACCUGAAAAAGGCCAAGGAAGCUUUGUUCGCUGAUAAAGGUGCUAAUGCAUCUGCUGCAGAAGUUGGCUUAGUAAAAUCCUGUCCAGAUAAGCGGAUAAAGUAUCUUACUCCCUCAUUGACUAUUCUAGGGAAGCAGCUUGAACACCUGGAACAAGCAGUGUCAAUCUGGAUCUCAAAGGCAAGUGAUCAGCAGAAAAGUUGGCGCUGAUGCCCCGAGAGUUAUAUCUUCCACUUCUUCACAAAUUGCUGGACCAAGGAAUGCAAAGUUUAUAACAGAAAGUGGAAGUGCUGGUUGUCCUUGAGCUGACAAUGGCGCUGCAGGCAGAGGCAUUAAGUGAGCUAGUGCCAAAGAGAUCUCUGCUGAACCUUGUCCCAAUAUCUCGCAGAAGGUUCUUCAUCCGUAAAAGGUUAAAGCAUAAGCAGCAGCUAUGAUGUUCAUCUCACAUGUCGUUCACAAGCUACAUCAACGCCAGUCAUCCCGGUGGAAAACUUGGUUCUUUCUGGAAAAGAUUUCAGUGAUAGGUGCAUCUCGCCAUCCUUCCUAAAUAAGAUCGCAGAAGCAGAUCUCCCCAUUUUAUAGGUCGAUCGCAAGGGUGGAGGUGCAUUGUGGUGAAACGGUCUCAUUCUGGAUGGGUAACUGGUCAACCUGUUAGAGUGACAUGCUCUGCGUUCGCACAGCCUACGCCCCCAAUUCGUUAAUUGCCAAAGUUUUGAGAGAUGGACUCAAAAGCCCAAAAUAUGUGGCCAUAUCUCAAAACAGCCUACGCCCUGUCUCUCAUGUGUCACUGAUGCUGAAGUGGCCGAGGUGCAAGGAGAUCAUUGGCAGGGUUGACAUGGAUCAGGAGGAGGUCACCCCGCAUAUAAAGUCAUUUCCCUACAUGGUGUCAGUGAUCAAUCGGCUGAGUCCGUGUGUUGCUCGCGUCUGUCAACGUAACUGAAGAACUUUGAGCUCCUUAUGGCUAAUGGUAAGCCUGCUCUCCAUCACCGGACUGUGAGAGGUGCUCUGCUGCUGAAACUCCACUUGUUCACGGACUGUCCUUUUGUUGGUUGGAUCCGGCUGACAGCCGCCUUCCCUCUCGAUAAAGCUGUGAGAUUGUUUCUUGCUGUUAAACUGCCAGAAAAAGUCUCUUCUGAGGCUUGGUCUGAUGUCCUUAUUACGCUCAUUUGGCACAUAUGGAAAGCAAGUAACGCGGUGAUCUUCCAAGCACACCAGCUGACAACGGCUGAGAUCUUCAGUAGAUGUGCUGAUGUUACUAUCUUGCAGAACCAACUCACCUUCCAGACCGAUGAAAAAAAGAUUUCAUCCCACAUCAUAUGAAUAGGAUGGUGAGGAUUCCACUUGGAAGUAUGCUACACGCCUAGCCCCUGCUAGUAACUUCAUGGAAAUCUGUUUGCUGAAUAUUUGGUCCUGUUUUGCUUAAUGCGAAAGUGCAGCAUGCCCGUUAUGUCCAACAUUCGAAAUAUUUUUUUGAUAGAAUAUCUACACUUUAUUGAUGAAGCAACAAUCAGUACAAAGUACUUCUCGGAUAGAAUCUGGGAUGACAGCAAGAGAGAUUACAUAAAUUUGGCUCACUACUCCGAACUAAGGUAUGUGCCACAACAUUCAUAUGACAACCGUAAUGCUUGAAUGAACAAGUGGUGAACUCCACAGCAAAGCUUUUUGAUAUCACUUACCACCGCUCCCACUUCAAAACGAUCCCUGUCCUCGGAAAGAAUAUGCUGAAUCAUCGAUAAGCAAUCUGAGACCAAAACGAUGUUUAAGAUCUAUGGCGGGCGCUGAUGGUAUCAAGAGACCAUUCCAAAUAAUUUAUCCCCCUCUCAAUCUUUGAUGAUUAGUCCAUACAAGCUUGUUUGCGAGUUUCCUUGCAGUUGGAAGUGACCGCUGUCUGUAGUCCUCUCUUGUUGUGUCCGCAGCUGAGUAAGGCUAUCUUGGCAUUUUAAUCGUUAUUAUUGUGCUACUUUAGUCUGUAGCGUGCAAUGAAUACUUCUAUAUUUUGCAUGCUUCGCUGUGCAAGUUGAGGCACGAAGGGAGGUGAUGAAAAAGGGUAGAGCCAGUGAGCCAGGUGUGGCUGUGAGGUGUGGACUAGUGUCACACCAGCACGCAGAAAAACAAAAUCGAUUGUGUAUAUGUUGAUUUUUGUGCUGCACAGUGCCUAUGGCUAUAUGAUCAUAUGCUUGUUUGAAAUUAUACGUGCAAGGUGUACUUUGAACACAUUUUGCUUUUGGAGUUGUACAUGUACGUGGACGUGUUGGCGCGGCGUGGGUUGAUAUUGAUGUUCUCAAAACUUAACACUAAUGUUGUUUUGAAAUAUGUGUCCACGGGCAGAAGCGAAGAUUAUAUAUCAUAAUAUAUUCAGAUUCGUUCAUGCCAUGCUCGUGGGCUGGUAUGUCCACGGGCAGAAGCGAAGAUUAUAUGUCAUAAUGUAUUCAGAUUCGUUACACAAUCCAUGGGAUCACUUAUCCUAAAUAAGAUACAAUAGAGGGUACAUUGCAUCUAGUCUAUGGCAGGACUACGCUGAUGAUAUUUUUUUGAGAAAUAAAUACGAUAGAGGGAAGAUUUCAUUUAGAGGGUAUAUUUUUCAUAGUCAUAGUCAGAAGUAGAUUAUAAAGUACAGUGAUGGUGCAAGAGUUUUCUUGUUGAUUCAUUCAUUGUGCGUCAGUGAUUGACAUCGGUUUCAUUUGUCAAUAGCACCAGUGAAACACCAAAGUGUGCAGCCCGCGUAGAGCUGGUGUUGGCAAUCUGGGGCGUGUUAUGAAGAUAUCUCCAGCCUUACCCAUCAUGCUGCAGUCUGUGGUCGCCCCUUUGUAGUACCCAGCAUCUGUGAUCGGCUGGCUACGCCUUGUUCAGAAACUGGCAGUAGCACUGCCGUUGUUAUAGUAGCAAAGGCCACUCUUCUCCGAGAAACGGCCAGGACAACUGCCAUUUUUUCAGCAGAGUUGUAUGUUUACAUUCCAGUGAAGAACGAAACAAAGUAUGCAGUAUCUUCAAAAGGAAUUUAAUGUCUUGGUAAUCGGGUUACGUUUGAUAAAUAAAAAGAUAAGUUUUA